Pneumocystis jirovecii RU7 is the source of this 3255-nucleotide messenger RNA. Its product is annotated as telomerase reverse transcriptase. Gene Ontology annotation, biological process: telomere maintenance via telomerase. The coding region runs from base 1 to 3255 and encodes 1084 amino acids. Lineage: Eukaryota; Fungi; Ascomycota; Pneumocystomycetes; Pneumocystales; Pneumocystaceae. Gene Ontology annotation, molecular function: telomeric repeat DNA binding; telomerase RNA binding. The record is from RefSeq and is a predicted model, not a curated record. Gene Ontology annotation, cellular component: telomerase catalytic core complex. The transcript has 25 exons.
AUGGAUGCUUCAAAAUCGAUUUCUUUACAGCUUCUUAGUCAAUUUUAUCGAUAUGUUUUAUCACUGCGUCAUGUUUUAAGAUAUCGUUUUAAAAAUUGUGAUGAAGAAUGGUUAAAAAGAAUUGAAAAUUUACCUGUUUUAUCUUCUCUUUUAGAUGAUUGUAUUGUUUGCUUUAAUGAUAAAUGUAAAAUGUCACCUCUUAAAUCUAAUAUUACUACAAUAGUAUCAUCUCAAACAGAAGUUGUUAAUUCUGUUAUUCGAAGGAUUUUUAUAAGGUCUCGAGGGAGGCCUACUAAUAUUAUUUCCCAGGGCUAUAGAAGAGGUAAUGAUACUAUACAAACUGCUACUGCUGGUGCAUUUGGAGAUGCUAUUGUAAAUUAUUUUCCAAAUAAUCAUGUUACAUUUCUUAGAUCUGAUAAUUGGGAAACACUUUUGCAAUUUGUUGGUGAUAGAUUUAUGGUUGAUCUUUUGCUUGAAACAAGUAUGUUUAUGGCAUUACCUCAAGAUAAUUAUUUUCAGUUCUGUGGAAUUCCAUUAUAUGAAGUUAGUCCUCUUAUAAGUCUUAAAAGAAAAUGUUUUUUGUUAAAAAAUUGUGCUAAAAGACUCAAAACUACUUGUUUUUCUGUGUUAUAUGAUAAUUCUAGUGAAUUUUCUAAAAUACGUAAAUUUGAUGAUAUGGAAUUACCAGACAUUGUAUCAAGUGAUGAUUCUUGGCCUAAUAUGCGCUCGUGUAAUGACGUUAUGAUAAUACGUUCUAAAAUAUUUUAUGCUCGACCUGCGUAUAAUUCGCAUAACAAAAUUCUAUUUGGGCUUUAUCGUAUUCAUCCAUUGAGUCGUUUCAAUGAUUCAACUAAUUUAUCACAUUCUAUUUCUCUUUUAGUUGAUAUUUUUCCGCGGCAAUUUCAUUUACAUAAUGUUUUUACGUCUAUUGUUGAUCGAAAAGAUACUGUUCAAUUCUUAAAAGAUUAUACAGUAAAAGUUUGUAGUUCAUUUCAUGCUGGAAAUAGAAGAAUUUCGGUUCCAAAAAGGUUAAGGAAGUUUUUGAAGAUUCUUCCAGUUUUGCAAAGGAGACAUAAAUUAUGUUUUUAUAAAAUUAUGUUAGAUUAUUAUUGUCCUAUUAAAAAAUAUUAUUUUGAUAUAAAUCCCUCUGAUAUGAAUCAAACUUAUAUUGAUCGACAUCAUGAGUUAUUAGAUAAUUAUUUAAAUACAAGGAAUAUGCAAGUGGAUAUUGAUUUUAUUGCAAUGACAACUCCUUAUUCUCAUGUAUCGUGUUUUUUAAGGGCUAUAAUGAAAAAGAUAAUUCCAAGGGGGUUUUAUGGUUCUGAUUCAAAUUUUGAGAAUAUUCUUGACAGUAUAAAUACGUUUGUUCGUAUGAGAAGAUUUGAAUCUAUUUCUCUUCAUAGUUUAAUGCAUUCUUUGAAAGUUAAAACUGUUUCUUGGCUUGAAAGUGAUAGUAAUCAUCGUAUGUCUUUAUGGGAUUUUCAGAAAAGAGUUAGUAUAUUUUCAGAACUUGUAUACUGGACAUUCGAUUCUUUAUUGAUUCCUUUAAUUCGCUCACAUUUCUAUGUUACUGAAAGUAGUGUUUAUAGAAAUAAAGUUUUAUACUUUAGACAUGAUGUAUGGAAAAGUUUGUCAGAACCUCAAAUAUCUCGCAUUAAAUCUUUAAUGUUUGGUGAUUCGUUUAUGGUGAAUUUAAAAGAAAUUAGUAGCAAUUUUUAUUUAGGAUAUUCUUAUAUACGACUUCUUCCGAAGGAAAUUGGUGUAAGACCUAUAAUAAAUUUAAGAAAGAAGCAAAUUAGAGUAGUAUAUUUUGGAAAUAAACGUUAUAAAAAAAUCAUUUCUAUGCCUAGUAUUAAUUCUAUGUUAAAUACUGUAUUUUAUGUAUUGAUGUUUGAAAGAGAAAGAAGCUUUGAUUGUUUAGGAUCGUCUUUAUUUUCUAUUAAUGAUAUUUAUAAAAGUAUUAAGAUGUUUAAAAAGUAUAUCAAUAGCAAUCAUUUGCAGAAAAAAAAACUUUAUUUUGCAAAAGUUGAUGUUAAAAAUUGUUUUGAUACUAUUGAUCAAGAUAAAGUUCUAGAAUUAGUAAUUAAAACUUUACAAGAAGAUGAAUAUAUUUUGAGAAGAUUUGUUUUAGUUACACAGAAUCUUGGAAAAUUUAGUAAAAGAUUUAUUGCUAAAGCAGGUUCUUCUGAUGACUUGUGUUAUUUUAAAAAAUUUGCGGAUGAUAUUAGUCAUUUGUAUCGUCAUUCUGUUAUUGUUGAUAAGGUUGUUCAUUCUUUUAAAGAUAAGGAUGAUAUAAUUAAACUUUUAUAUAAACAUGUUAAAGGGAAUUUGGUUAAGAUAGGAAAAAAAUUUUAUAAACAAUUAAAAGGUAUUCCUCAGGGGUCGAUUUUGUCUACAAUACUUUGUGCAUAUUUUUAUGGAAAUUUAGAGAAAAAAUAUUUAAAGUUUAUUCAACAACCAAAUACUAUUUUAUUAAGGCUUGUUGACGAUUUUCUUUUAAUAACUUUAGAUAAAACUAUUGCAAAGAAAUUUUUGGAGUGUAUGCAUAAAGGAUAUCCUGAAUAUAAUUGUUAUGUUAAUCCUGAUAAAAGUCUUGUAAAUUUCGAAGCAAAUGUAGAUGGUUUUAAAGUAAAUCGUUUGUUAGGACGUCGUGAAUUCCCAUAUUGUGGGAAUUUAAUAAAUAUGGUUACUCUUGAUGCAUGCUAUCACUGUUGUUUUUAUAUUACUAAUAAUUUGUUUUUAGAUAUUGAUCAUACAUUAACGGUAGAAUAUUCUCAUACUCCUGGAAAUUCUAUAUUAAUUAAGUCGUUUCAAUUGUUGAAAUUAAGUGCUCAUCCGUUAUUUAUGGAUACUGAUUUUAAUUCUUAUUAUACUGUUUUAUUAAAUAUAUAUAGUUCAUUUAUUUUUUGUGCUAUGAAAAUGCAUAGAUAUAUGAAAGUAAUGAAAGGACAAAGGCCAAAUCAAAAUAAAAUAUUAACGUUCAUUGAAGAAUGUUUAAAUUUCAUGUUGUCAUAUCUUAAAAGUAGAGAGUUAACUACUUUGCAAGUUAGAUGUUCUGUAAAUUUUGGCCAUGUAAGAUGGCUUGCAUUUCAUGCUUUUUGGAAAAUAUUUCGGAAAAAACAGACUCUUUAUCCUAAUGUUUUGUUUAAAUUAAAUUUGUAUUUAAGUUGCGCAAAAAAGUGUCGUGAUUUAAAAGUGCUUUCUAAGAUUAUUUCUCCUCAAAAUUUAGAAUCUUUUGAAGCAUUUGUAUAUUAA